Fulvia fulva is the source of this 1068-nucleotide messenger RNA. RefSeq lists its product as uncharacterized. Bases 1 to 1068 code for a protein of 355 amino acids. Lineage: Eukaryota; Fungi; Ascomycota; Dothideomycetes; Mycosphaerellales; Mycosphaerellaceae. The record is from RefSeq and is a predicted model, not a curated record. The transcript has a single exon.
AUGGAGGAGCAAACUGUGCAAACGCUCAAACGGACUCUCCGGGGGCGAUCAAAGGCCGAUUACACCUCCUUCUUCGACGAUGAACUCGAAGCCUCGGAGCAGCACAAACGACCCUCUCGCAUCCUCAACACUACUGCAAUCAAGCGAGCCGAUCUCUCCAAGUACAACAAGAACGUACAGAGCUCUCGACUUCUGAGAUUGCCCCCUGAAGUGAGGAACCGCAUCUUCCGGUAUGCGUUCAGUGCUGCUCUCGUGCACGUGUGGAUGACCGACGACGAGGAGGGCACGACUGGCAAGAAGCCUAAACUUUGCCGGUCUAUCUGCCUUGCCGAUACCGACGACGAAGCAGAGGCCUUGGCGAUUAGAGAGAAGAAAACAAACGGUCAUGAGAACUGGCUCGAUCGGCACACAAAGUGUACACAUGGUUCGGCCUCCACAUAUCGCGUCUUCGACAACGAGCGCUACGAGUCUUUCAGCCGUGCUUCCAGCAGCAACUUGGUCAGUCCCCUAGACCAGCUCCGCACUUGCCGCCAGAUCCACAGCGAGACCGCUUUGCUCUUCUACCAGGAAAACACUUUCCAGUUCUGCUACAACGUUGAUCUGCAGCGGUUCCUGGAAUAUCUAGUGCCAGCACAGCUCCGUGCUAUCCAGAAUAUCAGCAUCUUGUGCGACGACGGAUGGAGAGGAGACGAUAUUUACGAUGUCAAACAGAUCAAGAAAAAGUUGCCCAAGGUUAAGGCUCUUACCAUUCUCGCCGAGCUCCAGGGGGAAUACGACGACUUCAAAGAUGCCCAGAAGGAACUCAUCGGCUCAUUACGCAUGUUCCAGAGACUGGACCUUGAAGCGGUCAACAUGGCGGCCUAUAUGUGGUCCGAGACUGUUAGUGAGAGGUGGUCCAAGGUUCUCGGAGGCAAGCGGGACGAAAUGGAAGAGGAUGGCCCUAGCAGAGCGCAGCUGAACAAGUGGUGUGACUCGGUCGCAUACAUGCUCAAGCAGGACUUUGUGGAGGACAAGGAGAAGCGCAAGAAGCGGAAGCACGAGGUCAAGGUUAGGGAAGAAGGCUUGUAA